Messenger RNA from Patiria miniata (bat star), 2337 nucleotides. Its product is annotated as 2'-5'-oligoadenylate synthase 1-like. NCBI's taxonomy places the organism in Eukaryota, Metazoa, Echinodermata, Asteroidea, Valvatida, Asterinidae. Gene Ontology annotation, molecular function: 2'-5'-oligoadenylate synthetase activity; double-stranded RNA binding. Gene Ontology annotation, biological process: regulation of ribonuclease activity. Gene Ontology annotation, cellular component: cytosol; membrane; nucleoplasm. The transcript has 5 exons. The record is from RefSeq and is a predicted model, not a curated record. The coding region runs from base 146 to 1477 and encodes 443 amino acids.
UGUGAAUCAUGUGCACUUGACAUUUUAGUAAGCACUUCCUUUCAACGUUCGCUGAGUGGAAUUUUUGGGCAACUGAACACAAAAUCUCUCCUGUGCAUUAGUCGUGUGUUGCCAUCGACUUGUAUCAGUAUUUGACGAAUCAGUGAUGGAUCCGGAUGAUGCUAAACGUCGGAGAGAAGAAGAGGCGGCCAUUAUUAUGCUUCUCAUGCUGCUGGUCGUGCUGCUGGGCCUCUGUGGAUUGAUGUUCUACUUGCUGAAGUGGCUAUUGGGUAUACCGGGCAGAAUAUGGAGCUGGCUCUGGGGCGGAUCAACAGAGGGCACUGUAAAAGAAUCCGCUGAUGAACGCAGGUCGUGGUAUCCAGAGGGCGCUUUUAAUGAACCAGCUGCUAUUAACUUACGCGUUCCGUGGAGUUGGCCACAGGGUGGAUCAACAGUGGGCGCUAUAAAUAAGCCCGCUGCUGAGCGCAAGCCGUGGUGUCUGCAUCCGCACCAACUCGAGCUAUGGUACAACGAAAAUAUACAGCGUGGAACCACGGAUUUCGACACGGACUGCCGUGAGGCUGUGGAUACGGUCGUGAGAUAUCUCCACAGGGUCUGCUCUACUAAUAAAGACUUGUUCGACGUCUCCAAAGUUGUCAAGGGAGGAUCACUCGGUAAAGGCACCAUGGUGAAAGAUCUAUCCGACGUGGAUCUUGUGGUGUUCAUCAAUCCGCCUCACAUGACAUCACUGGGGUCAACCGAUCCCCAGCUGUACCGGGACAAGCUCAAGACCGUUCUCAAGGAGCUGGCGGCGGCGCUGCGCCGUCACCCCUUGGUGAGAUUCAAAAGGAGCGACGCGUACCUGGUCAACUUUGCCGUGGAGGUUCGCUCGGGUGCGACGGACCUUAGCCUGCGGUCGGUGGAUGUCGAUCUCCUGCCCACGGCCGAUAACAUUUCAGGACACAAAUAUUCCCUGGGUCUGUUGUUCAAGGAGAUGCUGCAAAUGCGCAACUACGACAGCGGGUUCUACUCAGCCUCCUUGGUGGAACUCCAGCGUGACUUCGUGAAGAACCAGCCGGGCUACGUCAAGGAGCUGAUCCGCCUGGUCAAGUACUGGGCCUACACCUGCCUGCCCCAACACCUCCGUAAGUCCUACCCGCUGGAGCUGAUCACCAUUCAUCGCUGGGGGAAUGCCUGGAGCCCUUCCCAUUUUCAGAAGGUCCAAGGUUUGAGAGAUGUCCUUGAGACCUUGACUGAUCUCAACCGGCUGAGAACCUACUGGGUGGAGCAUUACGACGGGACACUAGCAAAACGGUCUAUUGAGAAACUUGGCCUACAGAACCCUAUCGUUUUAGAUCCGGCCAAUCCGACCAACAACGCCUGCUGGGCGUAUCAGCGGUCCAGCAACCGAGAACAGAUCCAGGGCGCCGCCAGGAAGACCCUUCGGUCCCCGCUGCUUCGCGAUGUCGUAGUCACUUCCAACUGGGGUGGUUGUUAGUAGAGAGGACUUCUGAAUGACGACGCUAACGUUCUUAUAGAAUUAUUGUUAUUGCCAAUUUACAUUUUGAGAUAGAUUUUCUGUAUUCGUUGUUAAAGCUUUUUUUUUCGUUUUGGUUAAUUUUGGUAUAUUCGUGGGAUGGGUAGAGAGAGAGAUCAUCUCAUUCGUGACCCAGAUUUUCUUCCACAUAAUCAUUUCAGCAUGUUUGAAAUCAGGGUGUUUUCAUUUUACAAUUUUGAUUGAAAGCGAGUUGUCAGACUUGAUUUUCUGAAUUCAAAGCUGUUUUUUUUUGUACUGUUAAUAAAAGUGAUCGUUUGGGUGGUAAGAGAAAACUCAUUCCCGACACAACGUUCUUCCACGUAACAAUUUUUCAGCGUAUUUGAAAUCUAGCAUUGCCAUUUUACAAUUUGGAUUGUUCAUAAGUUGUCAGACUUUAUGUUCUUUCAACUUUGUAUUCCAACUUUGCGCUAAACACAGUGUAUUAGUGACAGAAGCCGUUUAUUAAUAUAUUUUUCAAAGAUAUUCAAAGUAAAUAUUUAGGCCUAUAUAUUCCAUAAAAAAGGGUUUCUUUUGUGAAAGGAACACUGAUUUACACAUUUUAAUUGACUUUAAAUUAGCAAUUCCCUGUUUUUUAUAUUCCAUUAAUGCGUUCAAAAAAAAAAAUACAAUGUAUUUAAUAGAUGUAAUCUUCGAAAUUUGAAAUGAAAGUUAGAUAACAGUUGUAUACAUUUAUUAUAUACCUCAGGCAUUUCGCUGUUUUCCUUUUUCUUGGGCAUCAAUUGUGGGACAUCAAAAGAGGCGUUGUGCCCUUUCAAUGCGUUUAUCCCGAGCAGAAAGAAUAAAGAUUUCAUUUAAACAUA